Messenger RNA from Eufriesea mexicana, 3036 nucleotides. RefSeq names its product nuclear hormone receptor 4 (gene Hr4). Gene Ontology annotation, biological process: regulation of DNA-templated transcription. The transcript has 11 exons. Gene Ontology annotation, molecular function: zinc ion binding; DNA-binding transcription factor activity; sequence-specific DNA binding. The record is from RefSeq and is a predicted model, not a curated record. Lineage: Eukaryota; Metazoa; Arthropoda; Insecta; Hymenoptera; Apidae. The coding region runs from base 1 to 3036 and encodes 1011 amino acids.
AUGACCCUUACGAGCAGCCCGUGUGAGCUAGACAACAUGAGCUUGUUUCAAGACCUCAAGUUGAAAAGGAGGAAGGUCGACUCCCGAUGUAGUAGCGACGACUCCCCGGUAUCCCUUGGAUCAGCAGGCUCGCCGCUCGGGAUCCAGCCGACGGACGCUCCUUCACCCAUAAACUUUCCUGCUCCAGGGGAGAGCAUGGCCGACACCUCGACCCUGUCGCCGGAGGCUAACAUGCCGAGCUCGCCGGGCUGCCCCGUGGUCAAAGUCAAAAGCGAGUAUCUGCUAGGCAUCCCGAGUCCAGGGACACCGCGAGAUCCUCUUCGCGGGGCGGCAAGUGGACUGGAAGCUCGUGAUACAGCCUGCUCGGACCGUGCGUCGCCAGAUUCAGUCUUCCCUGAUGCCACUUCGAUGGUGGGCUACAGAGUCGUCGAGGAACAGCAGCAGCAGCAGCAGCAGCAGCAGCAGCAUCAACAGCAGCAACAGCAGCAACAGCAGCAGCAGCAGCAGCAGCAACAACAGCAGCAACAGCACCAACAACAGCGUGCUGGUACACCUGUGCCGACCAGGCUGUCGCCAUAUUCGCCGAUGCAAGCGGUCUCCACGACUCCCAUGCCCCAAGAAGCGACUUCGAGGAGCGACAGCCCGGACAAGGGUGACUUAUCGUCGGCACAGACCAAGGAGGAGUCGGAUAACUCGGUUUUCGAUGGCGGAGGUGGCGGUGGUAGCGGCGGUGGCGGUCGUUCGGAGACCUCCAGUCAACCUAGUCACCGGAGUAGCCCGUCCUCUCAGUACAGCCCUAGCCAGAGCGUGAGCCCCAGCGCCAGCACGACGCACGUUACUCAACAACAGCAACCGCAAACUCCGCCGACACCGCCUAGACCCCGGGUACCUUCGGUGCCGCCUCACCUUCUGGCCCACCAUCAAUUUUGGUCGCAGAACAACGGUAUACAGGGAUUCGCCACGCAAAGGCUACUGAACGGGGUCAUCAGCAGUGCUGUUAACUAUGGACAGAACGUUGCAGUCGCGUCCACCAGUAGUACAAGUUUGAGUAGUAGCACGGGGAGCAGUGGGAAUGGGGCAACUUCCACGAGCAUUGGGGCAACUAGUACGGCUUCCUCGUGUGAAACGAUGAAACCACCGGCGCAAAGGCCAGCGCCGGCGCCCCCAAGACCACCUCCGACCGUGAUCAUGGGUGAGAUAGGUGGCGUGAGGACGAUGAUUUGGUCAGCGCCACCUUUGGACCCCGUACCACCGCCAGCGGCCUCGUGGACGGCCACGGCCGCGGCGGCAUCCUGUUCCUCGUCGGAAGAGUCGGCUGCUCAGCUACUCCUGAACCUAGGCCAGGAGUCCAGGGGCAAACCACCCUCCGUUCCCUAUUCCGGCCCGCCGCUCAACAUGGAGAGGUUAUGGGCCGGCGAUAUGACGCAACUGCCCGCGGCGCAGCAGAUGCAGGCUCUCAACUUGACAGCUUCCGGGUCCGGCCAGACGUGGGAGAGGAAUGGCGGAGUCGUCAAGUCGGAGACCGCGUCGCAGUCGAUGUCAGUGGCGCCACCUGCACCGCCGAUGCCACCUCAGGAACACGAGGAGGACGAGACGCCUAUGAUUUGUAUGAUUUGCGAGGACAAGGCUACCGGUCUACACUACGGCAUCAUCACGUGUGAAGGGUGUAAAGGGUUCUUCAAAAGAACCGUGCAGAAUAGGCGAGUGUACACGUGCGUGGCGGAAGGCGGUUGCGAAAUCACGAAAGCCCAGAGGAACAGGUGUCAGUACUGUCGCUUCAAAAAGUGCAUUGAACAGGGUAUGGUCCUUCAGGCUGUUCGAGAGGAUCGAAUGCCUGGGGGCAGAAAUUCUGGUGCUGUGUAUAACCUUUACAAGGUGAAGUACAAAAAGCACAAGAAAAGUAACAAAACGAGUGGAAUGGGAGGAGGCAUGGGUGGCAUAAGUAGUGGCGGUAACGUUGGCGGUGUUAACGGGUCGGGAUCCCUUGGUGGUAGCAAAAGCACCAUGGGUUCGACGAUGCUUGACAAACAUAUGGCUGUAGCCGCAGUUGCUCACCAUAGCCAACAGCAACAUGCACAGCUUGCUGGUGGCUUUCUUCACCAUCACAAGAUUUCGUCGGGCGACCCGCUCAACUCGCAAUCUACCACCAGUCACUCAGGUCACCCUGCCCAUUCGAGUCACCUUGUCAACGGGACGAUCCUGAAGACGGCGCUCACCAACCCCUCCGAAGUGGUACACUUAAGGCAGAGGCUAGACAACACAGUGAGCAGUUCGAGGGAUCGAGCUUUCCCUUUCGACGCGACCGUCGCCAUGAUCCAGUCCCUCAUAGACUGCGACGAGUUCCAAGAUAUUGCCACAUUAAGGAACUUGGACGAGCUGCUGGACCAUAAAUCAAACUUAAGCGACAAGCUGUGUCAGAUAGGGGACAGCAUAGUGUACAAGUUGGUGCAGUGGACCAAAAGGUUACCGUUUUACCUUGAGCUACCGGUCGAAGUUCACACGACGUUGCUCACCCACAAGUGGCACGAGAUCCUGGUGCUGACCACCUCCGCUUACCAAGCGAUACAUGGUCAGCACAAGUUCUCCAACGUCGGUAGCGACGUGAUGGGAACGGAUUUUAUGCAAGAAGUUUCGAACAACAUGUAUACGUUGCAAACGUGCCUAACGAACAUGAUGGGCCGGCCGAUAACCAUGGACCAAUUACAGCAAGACGUAGGACUCAUGGUGGAAAAGAUUACGUAUGUCACACUGAUGUUCAGGAGGGUGAGAUUACGGAUGGAAGAGUACGUCUGUCUGAAAGUAAUCACCAUGCUCUCGCAAGCAAAAUCACGUGGAGGUACAAUGGAAUUAGAACAUCUACAAGAACGGUACAUGAGCUGUCUGCGAAGUUUUGUCGAACACAGCGCGCCCCAACAGCCGAAUCGAUUUCACGAUCUACUCGUCAGGUUGCCCGAAGUACAAUCGGCGGCAGCUCUUCUACUUGAGAGUAAAAUGUUCUACGUUCCUUUCCUAUUGAACUCAACAAUUCAAAGAUAG